Messenger RNA from Gossypium arboreum, 1743 nucleotides. RefSeq names its product protein Brevis radix-like 2. Lineage: Eukaryota; Viridiplantae; Streptophyta; Magnoliopsida; Malvales; Malvaceae. The record is from RefSeq and is a predicted model, not a curated record. The transcript has 5 exons. Bases 444 to 1544 code for a protein of 366 amino acids.
AGUACCAGUUCCCAAUUAGCCCAAAUCUCAAUAGCCUUCUUCAGGAAAAAGAUCCACUGGCACAGGCAGAAAAACAGAGCAUUUUUUUUUUCAUUUCCAACCAAAAAUCCAUGCCCUCUUUCCUCCAUUAACGGUCACUUUUUUUUUUUUUAAAUUCCUUCGUUAAUAUCCAAAAUCAUUAUUAUAUAUCAACCUGCCUGGGAUCUCUCUGAUUCUUCUCUUCCUUUCUUUCCUUUUACUCUUCUUUCACAUUAUGAAAAUUUCACAGCCGACCCAUUCGUUUUGAAGCAUAAAUAUAUUAUAAAAAAAGGGGCCUUGACGUAACCAGCAAAAAUUUCCCAUAAGCAAGCUUCCUGCUCUCGUUGACAUAGCCAUUUAUAUUUGUUUAUGAAAUUGGGUUGUUGAAUCUGAUCUGGGUUUUUGUUAUAGUUAGAGAAGGAAAGAUGUUAACGUGCAUAGCUUGUUCAAAGCAGCUAAACGAUAACAAUGGAUCUGUUGGUCGUCAACAGGAUGAAGAUACUUUGGAAACACCUAGGACUAGGCAAGCCAUUAAGGCUCUCACUUCUCAGAUCAAGGACAUUGCAUUGAAAGCAUCAGGGGCUUAUAAAAACUGCAAGCCUUGCUCUGGUUCAUCAAACCAUAACCGGAACUAUGCCGACUCGGACGCCGCCUCAGACUCGGCACGUUUCCAUUGCCCUUACCGAAGAACAGGAAGCCCCACUCCUCGAAUGUGGGGCAAAGAGAUGGAAUCAAGACUAAAAGCACUUUCCAGUGCAGAAGGUACCCCAACAUCCGUUAGUGGCCGUACAGAAUCAGUGGUGUUUAUGGAGGAAGAUGAGCCUAAGGAGUGGGUUGCUCAAGUGGAGCCCGGUGUUUUAAUCACUUUCGUCUCAUUGCCUGAAGGAGGGAAUGAUCUGAAACGAAUUCGAUUCAGUCGUGAAAUGUUUAAUAAAUGGCAAGCUCAAAGGUGGUGGGCAGAGAACUAUGACAAGGUCAUGGAAUUAUACAAUGUUCAACGCUUCAACCAUCAAGCAGUCCCAGUUUCAACCCCCCCCAGAUCUGAAGAUGAAGGCUCAAGAAUUGAAUCAGCUAAGAAUAGUCCUGCGACUCCACCACUGAACAAAGAGCAGCCACGCAACUUUGUGCGACCAACAGGAAUGGGGUACUCUUCAUCAGAUUCCCUAGACCAUCAACCCAUUCAAUCCCGUCAAUACUAUGACUCAGCUGCACUUGCUUCAACACCAAAACUCUCCAGUAUUAGUGGAGCCAAGACUGAGACAUCAUCUAUAGAUGGCUCUGCAAGGAGUAGUUCAUCAAGAGAAGCAGAUCGUUCUGGAGAGCUCUCUAUCAGUAAUGCCAGUGACAUGGAAACUGAAUGGGUUGAGCAGGAUGAACCAGGGGUUUACCUCACUAUUAGAGCAGUUCCAGGUGGCUCCCGGGAGCUUAGACGUGUCCGGUUCAGCCGAGAAAGGUUUGGAGAAAUGCAGGCAAGGAUGUGGUGGGAUGAAAAUCGAGCCAGGAUACAGCAACACUACUUAUCGUGAGAUUUAGCAAAUCAAUGGGAUGGUGGCAAUUUGUCUCCUUUUAUGUUGGUACUGUUUUAGACUAUUCUGUGUGCUUUGGGCACAACUAAUCACAAAAGCUUGUCUUUUUACAUGUAUCAACUCUGCUUAGUGUGAGAUUUAACAGCAAAUCAGUGGGAUAGUGGCAAUUUGUCUCCCAUGGUGUUUAGCAAAUCAAUAA